AUUUAGUGACACAGACAAAAUGCGGUUGAUAAAUGCCCCCCAAGAGUUCACUGGGGUCUGUAGAGACAUCCUGAAAGCCAAAUGGUAUCGAGGAAUAUGCAAAGAGCAGCCUAUGGGUACGUCUUGUUCCACGCACGAGUUCAAGCUUAAUGGAAAUCCUUGGUGCGGUGGAGUCUACUCAACUCAAGCCAUACAUAUAAGAAGUAUGUUAUGCUACAUUAUCCAAGCUUUCAAAGCACAUGGCUGGAAAUUCCUUGUAUCAGCUGAUGUUUCAGCCAAGUUCCAACAAGCUGACCAGGGUCCUUGUUAUCCUGUAGAUGUGCACAGCUGGUGGUUUGUGUAUGAGCCAGAAUCUCCACCACUACAACCUACAGCACCAAGCUAUGGAUUGUCAACUGGAUCCUCAGCUUUCCCUCUCCCACCUAGUUAUGAUCAUGAUGAGGUGUCAAAACAAUAGUUGCAAAAGACGCUUAUUUUUCUUAAUGUCAUUUCAGCCCAAAGCACCGAAUUACAGAAGUUUUUUCAUCUUUUCACGGUAUAUAAUUUACCUUUUUAUCAUUACUGUUUCACUAUAAACACCGACGCAGCUCACACUAGUUUUUAGCUAGUUAUCUCUUCUUAUAUGGCUUCUUGAGUGGAAUCAAGAUUUUGAAUAAAAUUGUACUGAAGAACCUAUAAUAGAUUUUACCUCAGGAAAACACAGCACACUUUUUUUAUAACAUUUCUAGUAACAAGUAUAUGAAUUUCACUAUUCGAUAGUUUAAUUGUUUUAAAAGAAUUGAUCAGAAACAACGUAAGAGACUAUGGACAUUUUCUAUAGGGCAUUCAUUUAUUGAAUGUGAACAUUUUUUAGGACUAAGUAAUAAAUACAAUCAUGUAAAAUUAUAUAAUUAUAGCAAUUGGGAUUUAUGUGGUUGAAUGUACACAAUUAUUUUAAUGUGCUUUUAAUUUCUUAAAUAAAAAUCGUUUUCUAAAAA
Molecule: messenger RNA, 977 nt
Organism: Actinia tenebrosa (Australian red waratah sea anemone)
Lineage: Eukaryota; Metazoa; Cnidaria; Anthozoa; Actiniaria; Actiniidae
Source: RefSeq, a predicted model, not a curated record